Molecule: messenger RNA, 3330 nt
Organism: Arachis ipaensis
Lineage: Eukaryota; Viridiplantae; Streptophyta; Magnoliopsida; Fabales; Fabaceae
Product: protein NLP7
Molecular function (GO): DNA-binding transcription factor activity; protein binding
Source: RefSeq, a predicted model, not a curated record
UAGAAAAAAAUUGACAUGGAAUCACACUCUCUAUGCCAUUACCACCAUCAUCGUCAUCGUCAUCACCAUUCAUCUCUUCUAUGCUCUGCACAACUUGGUCUUCACAAAGUUGAAGUCUUUGUCACACUUCACGCACGGCACAAGCACAAAGUUUCUUGCUUUUCCACAACAUAGCACUCUCAGAUUCAGAGCAACAUAACAAUGUCAGAAUCUGAAGAAGAUAAAACAGACUUUGCUUCUCCAAAGUCAAAGGAGGAACAACAACAACAAUCACCACCUCAACUUCCUCCUCCUUCCGCCAUGGAUUUCGAUCUGGACUUGGAAACUUCGUGGCCUUUGGAUCACUUGUCCUUCGUCUCCAAUAACCCCAUGUCACCUUUUCUGUUCCCAAUCUCAUCUGAACAACCUUCUUCUCCUCUUUGGCUCUUCUCUGAUGCAGAAGAUGAAAGGCACAACAACACUCUUGCUUCAGCUCCAGCUUUCUCUGAUUUCCACAAGAUAUUCUCUUGUGAUUCAAACUCAGUAACUGAAAAACCAGUGGAGAAUGCUAAUGAUGAAGACAAGAAACUGUUGCCACCCAUUGUGGCUAUGCCACCAUUGGAAAUUUUGGAUAGAUAUUGUGUAAUAAAGGAAAGGAUGACACAAGCGCUUCGAUACUUCAAAGAGUUGACAGAACAGAAUGUUCUGGCGCAGGUUUGGGCACCUGUUAGAAAUGGUAAUAGGUUUGUGCUUACAACUUCAGGUCAACCAUUUGUUCUUGAUCCACAUAGUAAUGGACUCCACCAGUAUCGAACGGUGUCCCUGAUGUACGUGUUUUCGGCGGAUGGAGAGAAAGAAGAAAGUCUUGGACUUCCUGGUCGAGUUUAUCAGCAAAAAGUACCAGAAUGGACACCUGAUGUUCAGUAUUAUUCUACUAAGGAGUAUCCUCGCAGAGAUCAUGCACAACAUUACAAUGUCCGCGGUACCUUGGCUUUGCCUGUCUUUGAACCUUCAAUGCAGUCUUGUGUAGGUGUGUUGGAGUUGAUCAUGACUUCACAGAAGAUUAACUAUGCUCCUGAAGUUGACAAAAUUUGCAGAGCUCUUGAGGCAGUGAAUUUGAAGAGUUCAGAAAUUUUAGGCCACCAAUACACUCAGAUUUGUAAUGAAGGCCGCCAGAAUGCGCUAGCAGAGAUCUUGGAGAUAUUGACAGUGGUUUGCGAAACUCACAAUUUACCUUUGGCGCAAACAUGGGUUCCAUGUAGGCAUCGGAGUGUUCUGGCCCAUGGAGGUGGCCUAAAGAAAAGUUGUUCAAGUUUUGAUGGUAGUUGCAUGGGGAAAGUUUGCAUGUCUACAACUGAUAUAGCAUUCUAUAUCAUAGAUGCUCAUUUAUGGGGUUUCCGAGAGGCCUGUGUCGAACAUCACUUACAGCAAGGUCAAGGGGUUGCUGGCAGGGCUUUUUCUUCACAUAGCAUGAGCUUCUGCAGGAACAUUACCCGAUUCUGCAAAAUUGAUUACCCUUUAGUUCAUUAUGCUCUCAUGUUUGGGUUAACUAGCUCCUUUUCAAUCUGUUUGCGAAGCUCGCACACCGGAGAUGAUGACUAUGUAUUAGAGUUUUUUCUGCCACCUAGGAUCACAGACUUUAACGAACAGAAGGCUUUGUUGGGAUCCAUAUUGACAAUAAUGAAACAACAUUUCCAGAGCCUUAAGAUUGCUUCUGGUGUUGAACUUGAACAGAAUGCUUUGGUUGAAACUAUUGAAGCAACAAUUGAAGGAGUUCAUCUGAGGUUUGAAUCUAUUCCAGUUAGACAGGAUGCUUCACCAAAUGUGAGGGAGGAAUUGGCACAAGAUCCGUCGUUGCAGAAAAUAAUGAUGGGCUGUAAUGAUGGAGGGAGUAUUGGUGAUCAGAUACCCUCCUUAGAAACUAAAAACACAAAUAAGCCAUCAGAGAGGAAACGUGGGAAAACUGAGAAAUCAAUAAGUCUUGAAGUUCUACAACGUUAUUUUGCUGGGAGUCUUAAGGAUGCUGCAAAGAGCCUUGGUGUUUGCCCCACUACAAUGAAGCGCAUCUGCAGGCAGCAUGGGAUAUCCCGUUGGCCAUCUCGAAAGAUCAACAAAGUUAACCGUUCCCUGUCCAAGCUCAAGCGUGUUAUUGAAUCAGUCCAAGGUGCCGAAGGAGCAUUCACUUUGAAUCCUCUGAGCACAAGUCCUCUUCCCUUUCCUGAGCAUUCUACUCCAAACAAGUUCAGCCAGCAAGCCUCGCCAACUGAACCUCAGAUAAGAGAAAAUGAAUUAGAUGCCUCUAAAGUUUUAGAAACAACCAGAAUUGCCAGAGCACAGUGUCUCGAGAAAAUGGUUAAUGAUAAAAGCGGUUCUAUUCGGGAGGUAGGGAAGGAAACAAAGGGGCCUAGAGCAAAGAGUUGCUCUAGUGCAGAUAGCACAAAUCCUACUUCUCAUGGUUCAUGCCAUGGUAGCCCUCCUAUCGAAAGCUCGCCCGUAAAAGAUAUAUUCAUUACAUCAAACAAUGAUCAAUGUGUUGGUCUAAGGUCACCAGAGGCAACAAUGCAGCCGCCGAAUAAUACACUGAGCUACCCAACGACUUGCGCUAUGCCUGAUAUGGUGGCAACAGAACUUCAAGAGCCAUUCGGAGGAAUGCUAGUAGAAGAUGCCGGAAGUUCUAAAGACUUGAGAAACCUAUGUCCUUCUGUAGCUGAGGCAAUUGUGGAGGACAUGGCCCCGGAACCUUGCCGGACUAAUCCUCCAUUUUCUGGGUUGGCUCCCAAACAAUGCAUGGAUCCCCUUAAGGAGACAGUGACACCUUUUGCAUCUAGAAAAGAAAUGAAGACUGUCACUAUUAAGGCAACAUAUAGAGAAGAUAUCAUAAGGUUUAGGGUUUCUUUGAAUUGUGGAAUUGUGGAACUGAAAGAAGAAGUUGCCAAAAGGUUGAAACUAGAAGUAGGUACUUUUGAUAUCAAGUACCUUGAUGAUGAUCAUGAAUGGGUUUUGAUAGCAUGUGAUGCAGAUCUACAAGAGUGCAUAGAUGUUUCAAGAUCAUCAGCAAGUAACAUAAUAAGAGUUUUGGUGCAUGAAAUAACUUCCCAUCUUGGAAGCUCAUGCGAGAGCUCAGGGGAGUAAGUAGUAGCUGUAUAUAGCUCAAGUUUGUACUCAAAUGUUUAGGUUCUUGUGAUCUUAGGAAGGUAGGACAAAAAAGAAAAAAAAAAGGAGAUUUUGGUUAAGAUGAUCUCAAUUUGUAAGAAACUUAGAUGAAAGGAUUAGCAAUCCUUGGUAUGUAUGACCCCAAGUGUAAGUUACCAUUUAUUUAUCAUGAGAUAAAGCUAGGAUUCUUUGGUAACA